Messenger RNA from Alternaria arbusti, 1506 nucleotides. RefSeq lists its product as uncharacterized. The transcript has a single exon. NCBI's taxonomy places the organism in Eukaryota, Fungi, Ascomycota, Dothideomycetes, Pleosporales, Pleosporaceae. Bases 1 to 1506 code for a protein of 501 amino acids. The record is from RefSeq and is a predicted model, not a curated record.
AUGCCGCAGCCGGAGAACCCCUUCGCUCACUUCUUGCACUCCCAAGCACGCCGUAAAUCCGAGUCCGCUGCAAUCCCAAUCUACGACCGUGAUGUCAAGCGCGACACGGCGACAAGCUCCACGGCACGCAACCCCUUUGCGCCGCCGGUCCCACCAAAGGACGAGCCGCGUGAGAGCGCGUCUACUUCACCAGCGAUAAGUGGGACAAGGAAUACUCUGUCCGCUCUGGAGAAGGAGUGGAUGCUGAACGACUGCAUUCAACCGACCUUGGCACGUGAAGAUAAGCUGAGGCAAGAAUACUCACCGAAGAGUAUGAGGGCGGUAGCCGAAAGCGAAAGUCGGGACGGAAGGUCACCCGCACGCCGGAUACAUCCAGCUUUAAGGUCGAUCUCAUCACCGCCACGAGGUUUUAUAGCCCUCCGGGAGAGUGUACAAGAUAGCGGGGUCGACGUGUUCAGUCCUGUAAUCUCCAGCGAAGCAACAUCGGAGGACGCCAACAGCGAAGUCAAGUCGAAGGCCACAAAGCGCGAUACCGUCGCCGAUCUCUUCAGCGAGAUAAUGGGAACCGGCAAAGCGCCGCGAAUACCUCGUCAGAGAGUGCUAGACGAGGUCUCUACACGUUCCGCCGUGCCACCUCCCCUGCGUAUACCCAGCAAGCCCAAGCCGUCUCCUCGUGGUAGCGCCCUACCGCCGACGCACAAGUAUAAUAAGCUAGAGCUAGGCGGCCGUCCUUCACUCCAGAUCGUAACGACUUUCGCCGAGCCCAGAACCGCACCAGAGCCGCUCACCAGUCGUCGCAGUUACACGAAGCGCAUGAGUCACCAGCAGGGUCGUAAGGAUAGACCAGCACGGGCGUCGAUGAUGCGAUGGAGUCUCUUCCCGAAAGAUGCGCAAGUAACACCGCCGCAAGUACCAGAACCACGGAAUGAGACACCGUCCAUACCCCGGAAGAGCAGCAAGAGAGGCAGGAGUAUCACCUUGGAAGAGCCUUUGCUCCCAAAGAAGAUACAAGUUCCUCUUGAAGAAAGUGUGCCACCGCCUCUCACCAAGCAACGGCGCGCGCAAACCUUUCCAGCGCAAAAGAGUAAUCACAAACUGCGGAAGGAUUCAAACAUUCGUCUUUCACCUACCCUGCCCCAGCGCAGGAAUACACAUCACAUCACCGUGAACAGGAUGCGCGAUCCAGACGAGGCCUUCGAGGAACUUAUCGCGCUCCGCAGACGUGCGACCGUUGACGUCACGGAUGGCGCACCUACCGUGCCUGCCAGGGCGGAUAGCAAACCCCACGGUAGCGGCGGCGGUAGUGGAGGGAAUUGUUUCGGCUUAUACACCACAGCAAAAGGCCGCAUCGACGAUAUCGUCGAAGUAGUGCGAAGCGUGAGAGAAAAGAAUAGGGCGAGGAAGAAGCGGGAGAAGAUGAUGGCUGAGGUGCGGAGGAAGUAUGAGGAGAUGGCUAGUGCUACUAGUAAUCAGACGGGUGGUGAGGGAGGGUAUAAGUGGUUGUAA